This is a messenger RNA of Bursaphelenchus xylophilus (pine wood nematode), 2678 nucleotides long. Lineage: Eukaryota; Metazoa; Nematoda; Chromadorea; Rhabditida; Aphelenchoididae. The record is from the annotation of a GenBank genome assembly.
AUGACGUCCAGCAAACCCCUAUCAAUAUCCCCUCCAGAUACCACCCCAACAACCACUACACCGACAAAACCAUCCAAAGGAUUCCGUUAUCUCAUCUUAUUCUUAACCACCGCUUGUCUGACCUCAAUAUGCUCCAACAUGGUAGCAUUCAACGUUACCAUGCUGUGCAGUGAUAAUGGAAAUAUGACACGCUCUGUAACGGAUAAAGAACAACAAAACAGAAACUCAAUUUUACUGUGGGCCGUGUCAGUUGGAAGCAUUGUAGCUACCAUUCCAUUCAAUUUGCUGUACAGUCGUUUCGGCGCUAGAUGGGUUUUCUUUGGCGCGGGUAAGCUACAUUACAUACUUUAUAACAACCUUGUCCUGGACAAUAGCUAAUAGCUCAUACACUAAUUUUCAGGUGUAAUCUCGUUUAUCAGCACAGCCCUCGUCCCAGCCUCCGCUGACCUUAGUUUUUAUACAUUCAUCAUUAUUAGAUUUUUCCAGGUAAAAUUAGUGUUUCAUUUUAGACUGUUCAAAACCUGAUCUUAUAGGGUGUGGCAUUCGGAGCCAAUUUCGCUGCCAUUGGAAUGGUCUGUUCGCGAUGGGCAGCGCUGGAUGAAAACGGAUUCUUCCUCUCGGCAAUGACCAUUUUCUCUCAAAUUUCGGUCAUCAUCACAAAUCCGGUUUCAGGUUGGGUAAGAUAACCAUGUCUUAUUGCAAUUUCAAUAUCAGUCUGUCGGGGAAAUAAUUCGGAUUUGUCGCGGCAAAAGGUCUCGCCUCGUCACACACCCCAAUGGCUAGUCGUCCAAAUCAAUGAUGGGCAACUCCCAAGCGCGACUAAUCCACGUUAUUUUCCCGACAGAGUCAUAUAUCGCUCAAUACUUUAGCUCUGCGUCUCACCGCUGGGCUGGCGCUCCGUUUACUACUUCCACGCAGCAGCUGACCCCAUUCUUUUUGGCCUUUGGAUAUGGCUCUACACCGACUAUCCAGAAUAUCAUAAAUCGGUGAACAACACCGAAAAAGACAUAAUCAUGGCUGGAAAGCAUUACGGGGAGAGAAAAUUGGAUGGCUUUUUGCCUUAUAAGGUAAAUUUCGACAAAAAAGUUUUGAAAUCUAAAUUUAGCAAAUUUUCACUAACAAAGUCAUCCUCGUCGUGUGGUUCAACGCUUUCGCCGACAUUAUUUCGGCCAUCUUUUUGCUGACCUACUUCCCAACCUACCUCAAAGACGUACUUGGAUACCCGUUGGAAACGGCGGCAGUCUUGAGCAUGUUCCCAGCUAUGUCCCAUGUCCCAGCUAAACUGAUUUUUGGCUGGGUUUUCGAUAAAUUACGGUCAGCUUUAUGCAAUCAUUACCCCAGUUACUAUUCGCUUAUUCUCAUCUAAGCAUGGCUGCAAACCGGGCCAGCCCGGCCCGGGCCUGCGGGCCGGGCCUAAAUCUCCAAGCCGGGCCCGGGCUUGGAAAAUUUGGAAAGCCCGGUUCGGCCCGGAAAAAAUUUUCCGGCCCGGUUCGGCCCGGAAAAUUUUUGAACUAGGUUGGAAAGAAAGAAAGCAAGAGAUGAAGGGAAAAUUAUGGCACAUUUUCACAAAAUGUAAACAAUAAUGUAGCAAAACCUAUACAUAUGCAAUUGCCGCUUGACUAUUUUAUAAAUUAUUAAGUCGCCAUAUAUUUUCUUACCAUAUGGUUACAAAAAAUCAUAAGCUUUUGUGUAGAGCCACCCAAAUUUUAGCAAAAAUAUUUUAUCACAGAUCUUUUGUCGGAUCUGAAAAAACCUACAAGCGUAUUGCGUAUUUUUGAAAAUUUUUCCUUUUUCUUUUUUUGCCAGCGUAUUAACUAUGAGGUCGCACUUAAGAAAUUCUGAAAAUUUUUUCAAAUUGACUGGAAAAUUAUUUUUUAAUUUGGGCGAGUGGUAAAUAAGGUCACUUUACGUUCGCUAUCAGCAUUGUGUUCGAAAAAAUGAAAAAAUCUAACGAAACCCCUAUUUUUCCUUUUUUUCCCGGGCAAAAUCCAGAUUUCAAAAAAACCGGGCCUGAAAAUCGAAGCCCGGGGUCGGGCCGAGAAAUUAGUCGGCCCGGCCCGGGCCGGAAAAUUUUGGAAAGCCCGGCACGGAGCCAUGCCUAUUCUCAUCUAGUCGUCUAGCUGAGUGUAAACGCAAAUCGUUGCAGGUUCAUCAGCGAAGUAAAUAAGAUGAGAAUCUGCAACACAAUUGCUCUAAAAGGCUCCGCGAUUCUCUUUAUUGCCGUUGGAUUUAUCCCGAACUCCUUGGCUGGUUGGUCCGUGGCGUGCACCACCUUGAACUACGCGUUUAUCGGAGCAAAUUGCGCUGGGUUCUAUAAAUGCGGGUCUUUGGUGUCUAGGUAAGUUAUUAACCUUUUCUCCCGUAUUUUACCCCCAUAAACACUCAAGUUCAGGCAAUACUCGCACUUUGUCAUCGCAAAUAUUCAAUUUCUCAAGUGCAUAUCGUUGUUUGUCUCUCCGUUGAUGGUCUACUUGUUUGUUUCGGAUCAAUCAAGCCGCGAUCAAUGGAGAAUAAUCUACUUUAUCAUGGCUGCCACGCUAAUCAUCGGGAAUACGCUAUUUUUAAUUUUUGUGACCGAUCAGCCAGCAGAAUUCACUAAGAUCAACAAGGCGAAUUCUAAAACCAGUUCAGGCGAGAAGAAUGGGAAAUCACUUGAAAAUGGUACAAAUUCACAAUGA